AUGGUAACGUGCGACAACGAAGGAUCAUCUCACAGCGGAUUCCACUUGGGCAAUCGCGAUGAUGAUUCGCGUCGAUCGCGUGCGCCCAGUGUAUCCUCCCUAUCUCUAUAUAAGCAAAAGAUUGAUGCACUUUUCGAUGACAGUCGGUCAGUUACAAGCUCACCUCAGUACGGACCUAUGGCAGACAUAAAGAGAAGGGACAGUAAGGUUAGCUUAAGACACGAUAGUAAAGCGACGAUGUACGAAGAUGAAAACAACUAUUGUCAAACAAAAAUUAAAAAAAUAAACAACACGGUGCAAGACCGUAUAGAAAAAAUGUUUGCAGAUAUGGCGGGGGAACCUAGACAAACAAAUGAGAAUAUUGGGGUUCACAUAUUUAGUGUGCAUUAUUUAGGAUCCACACCCUUACAAAAUAAAGUGACUAGUUUGUCUGGACUACAAACUCCACUUAAGGAUUUAUAUUUUGCAUAUAAAAGAAAUGUUCGCCACAAAAGCGCAUUAACAGGUCGAUUGGAAAUAUCCAAUAGUGGUUUAAAAGUUAGAUACAGAGGAGAGAAAGGAGACUUAGAACAACUCAAUCCAUUCCCAACGAUAGCUGUUUGGUCUGCAGUGAAAUUCGUGGUACAGCCAUCAGAAGAUGAUGAUAAUGAUUUAUGUUACGCAUUUGUACCUCUUAUUACUGAUCCUGAUAAUAUAGAUCGCCAUGCAUUGUUUAGAACUUUGGAAUCAACUGAUAAGAAAUACAUCCUCUCCCACAACGAAAAUUCGCACUCACCCCUUUUCGCUGUAGUGAUGAGGAAAAUUGGGGUCGCCAAGCAGCUGGAGUGUCAUGGGUUUGUAUGUCAAACGACAGAGGACGCUAUUGUAAUAGCGGCCACGUUAUACAAAUCUCUUAUGUCACAUAUGAGUCGGCAAGGACAUACUGAUAAAAAAAAGUUAAAAAAUCGAAACGGUGUUAGUUGUAUAAGUGUUGCCAGUAGUUUACCUGCGCAUGAAAGGCCGGUACGACCACCACGUAAAAAACGGAGUACAUCAUCGUUAAGUGGAGAUAGUGACAGGGCUGACGGUUUUUCAGCAAAUGGGUCAUUUAAUGAGAAACCAAAAUUAGAACGGAACGCAAUUUCUACAGAGAACUUAUCUAUAGCUACUCCAUCUGUGCAUGCAAUUGAAUCAAAACGGAUAACGGUAGAAGAAGUGAAAGCUAAAUUAGAUUCAAUUAAACAUGAUACUAGCGGAAGUGAUACUCAUGAACUACAUAGACCUUUGGUAAAAGAUAUUAUUAAUUCUAUCCAAGAUCAAUGUCUGCAAAAACCACAAAGCAGUACUGAAUCUUCAGUAAGAAGUAAGGUGUCGGAAAAGAUUGAAUUAUUUAGAGAAUUAGAGAGACGAAAAAGUAUACAGAGGCCACCAAAUGUACCUCCUCCUAUACCUUUAAAACCACAACAACCUCCACCAGAUCCUCCUAAAGAAACUUUAAGAAGAACACAGAGUGGAAGAAAAUCUUUAAGUGAAUCUGGAGAUAUUUUGACAAAAAUUGCCAUACCGCGUUCGGGUAGUUUUCUAAAUGCUGGUGGUCUUACUCGAUACAAGUCUAUAGGACAUAGAAAUAACGGAAAAAAAGGAGGUGGCUCACCAUUAGGAUUUAACGAACUGUUUAACGAAUUCAAGGUACAGGAAAAUUUACAUUCGAUGGAUGAAAUAUUAAAUGCCAUAAUUGAUCCAGAAGGAAUGUCUUUUAAUGACUUGAAACCGAUUUAUAAAGAAUUUUUAUUAAAAUUAGCUGUGACAUUAACGAAAGAUGAAAUAUUUCAACACAGUAAAGCUAUUAUGAAAAAGCAAAAGAAAAAAAAUUUGAGAAGGAGUAACACUUUCCAAAACAAGAGACGGAAAAUUUUUAAAAGUGCAAACGGGUUGAAGAUGGUUUUUAGGUUACCUUUCGGUAAAGACGAUCGAAAAAAAGAAAUUAAAAAGCAAGUUAGUUCAAUAGAUUUCACUGCAGGUAAUAAGGAACCAGUGUCCGAAAGUUCGGUUUCGACGUCCAGUUAUGAUUUGAGGCAGUUUCGACCGAAGGAGCCACCAUCGAUGCCACCACCGAAAAGACAAACAACGAGACAGAGGAAACGAUCAGAUAAAGUAGUUCAUGUUUCCAAGCGAAAUGGAAAAGUAUCAAGACAGGGAGAAAGAACAUCAACCUCGGAAGAUUCUGAUUUUUUAACACUCAGUAAUCGACUUGGCUGCCAAAACCGAAAUAGUUCAAGUGGCUAUGUAUCUUGUUCGGAAUGUGAGUCGGAGAGUUGCGUAGAUCGUUGCUAUUGCUCUUUAAAACGAGAUUGUAAAUCAAAAUGUUACUGCUCUGCGGUUGAAACUAGUAAAGAUUUUCCUAAAGCGAGGCUCUCAAGUAAAAGCUGUAAAGAUUGUACCAAAGAGGUAUACGACGCUGAUUACAGCUACUGUUCCUGUGAUUCUGAGAGUUGUGCUGAUAGCAACAAAUGCUAUUGCACUAGCCCUCGUCGUGCUGCAAUGAAGAGUUCUCAAAGUUUAGAGUACUUAAGAAGUCCAUCGCAACGGACGUACUCAGAUCGAAUGAAACGCGCCUUUGAUAACUCCGAUUCAAAGUUGAUGAGGCCUAGAUCAAGCUCCGUACUGAGUAGACGUCGUGAGGAUCGCAGUAGACGAGCUCGCAGUUCCGACAAUCUCGCGCUGGACUACGAGUUACUUCUGCAGAACAAGACCCGCGAUACCAGGCCACGCAACAUGCAGAGACUUACCGUUAGAAGUACUGGCGCAGGUUCCCACGACGCGCUAAGUGUCAAAAAAUCAGCAGAAAUGGCGGCACUUUUCGCAGACGUCCGUCUUUCCCAAAGAACUGACGUACGUGCUUUGUCAGGAGGUUGCAGGUCUCGACCUCCGCUACUACCACCUUCUCCACCCAGGCCUGCGCCUCAAUUAGCUCGGAUGUUCGACCACCGGCCUUUAAGCAGAAACGCUAGUCUUGAAGACACUUUGGGAUAUUUACCAUAA
Parnassius mnemosyne (clouded apollo) is the source of this 3021-nucleotide messenger RNA. The record is from the annotation of a GenBank genome assembly. Lineage: Eukaryota; Metazoa; Arthropoda; Insecta; Lepidoptera; Papilionidae.